AUGAUCGUUAAAUGCCGAAGGGAGAUGGAUCAUCUGGAAGAUUUGCGAGAAACAUUCAUAACUCUCAGAAAAUACAAGUUAAAGCUCAAUCCGCAAAAAUGUGUGUUUGGAGUAGUUGUCGGGAAGUUCUUAGGAUUCUUGGUGGAUCAACGAGAAAUUGAGGCCAAUCCUGACAAGAUACAAUCAAUUUUGAAUAUGACUUCUCCGUCCAAGAUUAAAGAAGUCCAGCGUUUGACGGGGUGUCUGGCCGCCCUUGGACGAUUUCUAUCUAAGUCUGGUGAUAAGUGUCAUCAUUUCUUCGCAACAAUAAAGAAGAAUGCGAAGUUUGAGUGGAUGGAGGAAGCAGAAAAGGCUCUUCAGCAAGUAAAAGAACACCUACGGCAAUUGCCCAGGCUAAUCAGCCCGGCCGAAGGAGAAAAAUUAUAUGUAUGCUUGGUCGUAUCUCCAUUCACGGUUAGUGUUGUUCUCUUAGCUGAAAGGGAAUCAGUACAAAUACCCGUCUACUUUGUUAGCCAUGUGCUAAAAGAUGUUGAGGGCAGGUACUCAAUGGUAGAGAAGUUCGGCCUGGCACUGCUUAUGGCCAGCCGGAAGCUAAGAUCGUAUUUCCUUACUCAUAGUAUCCUCGUCUAUACUGAUCAGCCUUUGAAGCAAGUUUUGCAUAAGAUGGAUGUCUCUGGACGAAUGCUAAAGUGGUUUGUGGAGCUCAAUAUGUUUGGCUUAUCGUUUGAGCUCAGAAAAGCGAUUAAAGGGCAGGCCUUAGCAGAUUUUAUUGUAGAGCUUACUCGGCCUGCAAUAGAAUACGUCCAAGACCCAGCAAAAGGAAAGCGGCAUUGGACCCUUAUGGUGGAUGGGUCGUCCACUGCCAAUGGUUGUGGAGAUGGGAUCAUCUUUCAAUCACCUGAGGGAGACAAGUUUGAAUACGCCAUGAAAUUCCAGUUCCAGGCUUCGAACAAUGAAGCAAAGUAUGAAGCUCUGCUAGCCAACAUCAAAAUGUGCAAGGCGGCCGGAGCCUUGGAAAUUGAAGCAAAGACGGACUCUCUACUGGUAGUCAGUCAAGUCAAUGGAGAUUUUGAAUGCAAAGAAGCAUCCAUGAGUAAAUACAUGAAUUUGAUUAAGGAAGAGAUAAAAAUAUUGAAACGGUUUGUUCUCGACCAAGUCCCAAGGUUGGAGAAUCAUCAAGCUGACGCUCUCUCAAAAUUAGCAAGUGUAGCCGAAGGGGAUGAGCCGAGGACUGUGUUUUGGGAGAUAAAGCCGGCCAAAAGCAUUGAUCAGAAGGAGGUUCUGUUCCUCAGCCGAGAAAACGUGUGGAUGAGUCCCAUCAUAGAAUACAAGAAAACAGGACAACUGCCCAUUGAUCCUUUGGAAGCUAAGUAUGUAAAGGCCAGGGACAAGUGGUUUGAGCUGUGGGAUGGAACUUUCUACAAAAUGGCUUUUAACCGGCCACUCCUCAAGUGUAUUUCUCGGGAAGACGGCCUAGAAGUCCUAAAAGAGCUGCAUGAAGGAGCUUGUGCUUCCCACAAUAGGGGAAGGGCAUUAGGAGAAAAGGUCUUAAGGACUGGUUACUAUUGGCCUACAUUAAAGGAGGACGCUUUGUUGUAUGCAAAGAAGUGUAAUAGUUGCCAAAGGCAUGGCAACAUUUAUCAAAAGCCGUCCAACUAUCUGACUCGAGUUCUCUUUCCCCUCCCCUUUGCCAAAUGGGGAAUGGAUAUUCUUGGGCCCUUUCAUGUAGCAGCCGGCCAGAAAAAAUUUGUGAUAGUAUCAGUAGACUACUUCACAAAAUGGGUGGAGGCUGAAGCAAUGAGAGGAAUCAAUAGCAAUGAUGUGAAAGGAUUCGUCUGUAAGAACCUCAUCACAAGGUUUGGGAUGCCUCAGUCUAUCGUUUUCGACAAUGGACCACAGUUUGAGACACCCAAGCUCCGUGAAUGGCUGGCCGAUCAGGGUAUUAAAGCUCACUUUGCUGCAGUUGCUCAUCCUCAAGCAAAUGGACAAGUUGAAGCCUUCAAUAAGAUCUUAUCAGCAGGAAUUAAAAAGAAGCUAGACAAUGCAAAAGGGUUGUGGGUAAAAGAGUUAGAGUUGGUUCUUUGGUCGAUCAGAACAACGGUCAAGAACUCAACUGGAGAAACUCAGUUUAUGCUCGUCUAUGGCUCAGAGGCCGUCCUCCCCAUUGAAAUUGAAGAACCAACUCUGCGAGUCAUGCCAUAUUCAGAGGAUACCAAUUGGGCUGCUCUCCGGACGGCCUUAGAUCAGGUGCCUGAAGUAAGGGACAAUGCUCUGUUAAGGACGCAACUCUAUAAAUUAAGAAUGGCUCGAGAAUUUAACAAGAGAGUGGCAAGGCGGCCACUGAAGAAGGGAGACCUCUUCCUAAGAAAAAUGGAAGUAGUCGGCCGAGCCAAGGAAAUGGGUAAGCUCACCCCCAAUUGGGAAGGACCUUACAAGAUUGUCCAAGAAGUUCAGAAUGGUACCUUCUGUCUAGAGCAAAUGGACGGUCGUUCUGUUCCAAGGACGUGGAACUCUAAUACUUUGAAGAAAUACUUUGUUUAA
Beta vulgaris subsp. vulgaris (sugar beet) is the source of this 2541-nucleotide messenger RNA. RefSeq lists its product as uncharacterized. Lineage: Eukaryota; Viridiplantae; Streptophyta; Magnoliopsida; Caryophyllales; Amaranthaceae. Gene Ontology annotation, biological process: DNA integration. Gene Ontology annotation, molecular function: nucleic acid binding; RNA-DNA hybrid ribonuclease activity. The record is from RefSeq and is a predicted model, not a curated record. Bases 1 to 2541 code for a protein of 846 amino acids. The transcript has a single exon.